AUGGUUUUUCGAACCAGACCAAACAACCCCCUGCUCCUCCUGACUGUCAAGCUCUUGGAUACGUAUCAGGGGAUCAAUGAAAAGUAUUAUGCAAAACAGGAUCGAAGACACAAUGAUGGAUAUGACGAUGAGAAUGGGGAUUACAUUAUCAGACCUGGGGAUGUGAUUAACAAUCGAUACAAAAUUGUUACAAGGUCAAACGGAUCGUCUCCUCUGUUGGGAAAAGGAUCUUUCGGUCAAGUUGUAUAUGCUAUUGAUACCAUGGAAAGCAAUCGGAACAAGCAACAUGUCGCAAUCAAGAUAACCAAGAAUCAUCGCCACUGGCACGAGCAGGCGAAAAGUGAAAUUGCUCUCUUGAAGAAAUUACGGGGGAUGAACUCAGUGAUUCAGAAUGGGAUCUCAAUUGAUUGGGUGGACUAUGCAAAUGUCGUGAAGUUGACCGACGACUUCGUUCAUAGGAACCAUUGUUGUCUGGUCUUUGAGCUGCUGCCCUUCACGCUGUAUGAUCUCCUCAAGUACUCCAAGUACAAGGGAGUCUCGCUGCAGCUGGUGUCCAAAUUUGCGAAGCACUUGGUGAAAACCCUUGACUGUUUGCGGCACCCUGACCUGGACGUGAUCCAUUGUGACUUGAAACCUGAGAAUGUCAUGCUUGUCCGACACGAUGACCACAGAGUCAAGGUGAUUGACUUUGGAAGCUCUUGCAGCUCCAAACGACAGCCGUUCACCUACAUCCAAUCUCGCUUCUACAGAUCUCCUGAGGUGCUGCUGUGCCAUCCUUACAGCUACCCGAUCGACAUGUGGAGCUUGGGGUGCAUUCUGGUGGAGAUGCAUACUGGGCAACCUCUUUUCAACGGGAAGAACGAAGCGGAACAGAUGUACAAGAUUUGUGACGUCCUCGGGAUGCCUCCGAUGGAGAUGGUCAAGAACGCCGGGGCCAAGUCAAAGGUCAAGUCUUGCUUCAAGUUCGACGAGUCCAGGUACUACAUCGUGGUUGAUUCCAAGGUUUUGGAACGAGCAACUCGAGACUUCAAGCAAAUCAUCAGGAAACCCUCCCCUCCGCCAUAUUCGGCGGAGCAGGAAGCCAUGUACAGUAUGUUCGAAGACCUCAUCCUCAAGAUGUUGACAUUCGACCCGAACGCGAGGAUCACGCCCAAGGAAGCGAUGCGCCAUCCUUUCCUUCAGGGCCACGAGCCUCUGGCACGGGCUAGCAAAGGUGACAAGAGCGACGGGGCAUCCGAUGCCCCCGCAGCGAAAACCCCGAGAGCGGACAAAGUGGACCAGGCAUCGCAAACAAACAAAUGA
Guillardia theta CCMP2712 is the source of this 1302-nucleotide messenger RNA. RefSeq lists its product as hypothetical. NCBI's taxonomy places the organism in Eukaryota, Cryptophyceae, Pyrenomonadales, Geminigeraceae. The transcript has a single exon. The record is from RefSeq and is a predicted model, not a curated record. Gene Ontology annotation, cellular component: nucleus. Gene Ontology annotation, molecular function: transcription coactivator activity; ATP binding; protein serine/threonine kinase activity. Bases 1 to 1302 code for a protein of 433 amino acids. Gene Ontology annotation, biological process: positive regulation of DNA-templated transcription; peptidyl-serine phosphorylation; peptidyl-threonine phosphorylation.